Messenger RNA from Plasmodium malariae, 3078 nucleotides. RefSeq names its product centrosomal protein CEP120, putative (gene CEP120). Lineage: Eukaryota; Apicomplexa; Aconoidasida; Haemosporida; Plasmodiidae. The transcript has a single exon. The record is from RefSeq and is a predicted model, not a curated record. Gene Ontology annotation, molecular function: metal ion binding. The coding region runs from base 1 to 3078 and encodes 1025 amino acids.
AUGAAUAGCGAAAGCAUUUCCACACGACUUCGUAAAUGCAAAAGUAUCACUGAACAAAAGGAGGACACACACACGAAAGUAUGUAAUGAUGAAGGGAAGGAAACACACAAUACAAUAUUUUCAAAUGAUGAAAAAGAAAUUGGCAAAUUGGGUGUUAUAGAAACGGACGAAGAUACGGGUGCUGAUAAUUAUGAUGAUAGCUUUUCCAUAAAUGAAACAGACAAUUAUGCCGCUAACGAAGAGGCGUGCUAUGAUGCUAACGAAGAGGCGUGCUAUGAUGCUAACGAAGAGGCGUGCUAUGCUACUAACGAAGUGGAGUGCUAUGCUACUAACGAAGUGGAGUGCUAUGCCGCUAACAAAUCCGCCUAUUAUGGAGUGCAUCAACCGAAUAACAGAACUGACCCACGAACAGAACGAGAAAUAGAUGGGAAUCAGUUUAAAGAAAGAGGUUUUUAUAAAAAAAGGAAAGGGGAAAUGCAAAAUAUGGACCAUGGUCAGAAUAGCAAUUAUACAAUUAAUAACGAAACUAUUAAUACAUCCAGAUUAUGUGAACUGAAAGAAAUAUAUCAAUUAGGAGAACAACGAAAAAAGAUACUGAACAAUUUUAAUGAGUUAUAUUACACAAAGGGACAAAGUAUAACAAACGCAUUAAUAGAAAUAUUUGAAUUAAAUAUUAAUGAUGAAAUUAUUUUAUAUAUAUUACAAAAAGUGUUACAUGUACAUGGGUUAUGUGUACCAUGUUAUAAAUUUGGUAGUAAUAGAAAUUCUUGUAAUCUUAAAAUCAACUGUAAGUGGUGUCAUCAUUAUACUCAUCUUAAUGAACACUCACCAUUACAUCCUUUAAAGAUGUUACACUUUAAAAAUAAAUGUAAAGUUUGUAAUCAUUUUAUAGAAGGUAGAUUUUGCUUCUUACUAAAUGAAUGCCAAUUUUGUCAUUCCAUUGAUCAUCUACCGAAAAAUUUAAAAAAACAUUAUUUCGAUAUAUUAAAUAGUUUGUAUAAAAAAAGAAAAUAUGCGCAUGUGAUUACAAAGGACCUGCUUGAUCACUUGGGGAGUGAAAAAGAUGAAGUCAGCAACUUAGGCGAUGUAACCAAAGACCUAAUGAUUUUAUUCGACAGGGAUGAAAAAAAUAAAGGCACUUAUAACAACAUUGUUAAUUAUAAUAAUGGACAUGAUGACUACAAUAAUGAUCAUAAUAUUGGGGGUGAUGAUUGUAAUGCUGAGCGUGUUAGUGAUAGUGAUAACUACAGUUAUGAUCCUAAUAAUGGAAGUGCUUACUACAAUGGUAAACAUAAUAUUGAUAUUAAUGACUACUCUAAUGACCGCACUAACUGCAAUAACCGCAGUGAUCGCGGUACAGAUUCUGUUAUAGUCAAUUUAUUAAACAGAAACAAUAUGUAUAGUAAUACAAAAAAAUCAUAUGAUACGUGUAACGAGUGCAGUGAAGGAGGUAGGAAGCCAUGUUCGAAUCAUUUUCUUUAUCAAAAGGAUUGUCAUUCUAACUGUAAUAAUUGUCAUAAUGAAAUACAUAAAAACAAAAAUUCUAAUUUAUAUAUCUUAACAUACCAUCAUGAUAAUAAUAUGUGCAUUGUUUGUCCAUCAAUAAAUGAAGCCAAAUGCUCAUGUGAUCAUACCAGUAUUUACUGUCAUCACACAGAUCAUAUAUCCUACAAGAUUAAGGUUAAAAACGUUUUACACGAUUGGACAUUUUCUCUGCGUAAUGAAUUUUGCGUUACUCGUGAGCAGAGGAAAAGUAUUCCGGAGAAUGAUCUAACUGAAAAGGAACGCGGCACUGUACAUGAACAUAGAGUUAGAGAGUUAAAGGAAUAUGUCCAUGAUGAGGAAAACGAAUUAGGGAACUUCACCCACAGCAGGCACAUGGAAGUAAGGAGGAAGAGACCAUUGUAUGAUUCUACUCACAACGAAAGAGAACAUAAUAAAUCCCAUAAAAAAAGGAGGAAUAAUAAUACCACUACUACUACUGCGAAUACUACUAACACUACUACUGAUGCUACUACUGCUAAUACUACUGCGAAUACUACUAACACUACUACUGAUGCUACUACUGCUAAUACUACUACUACUACUACUACCAAUAAUAAUAAUAACAAACAGUAUGAUGGUGAUUUAAGAAGCCAAGAUGUAGAUCCAAUUAUGGAAAAGAGCAACGUUUACAUGGAAAACGACAGUGGUAGUGAUAAAGAUUAUGUAUUGUAUGUACGUGAUAAGACAUAUGAUGAAGAUGAACGAGCGGAAAAAAGUAUAAAAAAGGAAAAAUAUAAGAAAGAACAGCCUUAUAAUUUUGGGCAUCCCACAAAUGAAGGGAUAUAUUACAGCAGUAAACACAGAUCCAGUACGUACAAUAAAGGAGGGAAUUACAGUGAGAACAGAAGAAAAUAUGAUGAUAAGAGCAUAUACAAUUUACAGAAAAGGAAAAUAAAUUAUAUGGAAAAACAGGUAGAAAGAGGAGGAAUACAUGCGGAAGGUCUUUAUAACAAUUUUCCACAUAUAGCCAAAAAUUAUUCCUUGUACAGCGCAACACGGUGGGAAAGAAGCGAGUAUAAGAAGGGCACACAGGAGAGACGUGUUCACGAGAGGAGCAAACAUAAGGAUAAACAUAAACAUAUAGACAAACAUACGCAUAAACAUGGGGUCAAGGAUGAGGUUAAAGAUAAACAUACAGAUGAAUAUAAAUAUAAGCGGAUACAUACAAGAAACGUACCCCAUGGAAGUACCAUAAACUGCGAAGAUGCGAAAUGGAAAGGAAAAAACAGCCACACAAAUUAUAGUAAAGUUAAUGAAAAUUUCAUUGAACAUGAUGAAUCUUUAAAGAAUGACUCGUGUGUAAGAGUGCAAGAGAGAAACACACCUAACGAAGAAAGGGAUAAACAUGAUAAAGUAAAUAGUAAGGAAAAGGAGUAUAGCAACCAGUACAACAACAACGACAGUAGGACUUGUUUAACGAACGAGGAAAGGAACAUGUUUAGUAAGAAUACAUAUGAGGGAAAAUGUACAGGGGAAACUUUAACUGAGUGUGUAAAUCAUGAAAAAACCAUACAGGAUUACUUGAGUACUUAG